Bolinopsis microptera is the source of this 3155-nucleotide messenger RNA. RefSeq lists its product as uncharacterized. Bases 122 to 1846 code for a protein of 574 amino acids. The transcript has 15 exons. NCBI's taxonomy places the organism in Eukaryota, Metazoa, Ctenophora, Tentaculata, Lobata, Bolinopsidae. The record is from RefSeq and is a predicted model, not a curated record. Gene Ontology annotation, molecular function: lipid binding.
UUAUUCAGGAUGAUACAGAGAGGAUAAUAUACUUAAUGUAGUUCGGGGAGUCUUCAACCCUAAAUAUCCUCCUCGCAUCCAACUCCAAUAGACUAUUGGAGUGUGGCGUUUUGUUUCAAGUAUGGGAGGAAUCGAUGUAUCCAUUAUAGUGACGAUGAUUUUCGAGAUUUUGAUAGGAGGGCUAGUAGGUCUAGCUACUUACACCUACCUUCAUUAUCUAAACAAGUCUAAAAAGAUAAAAAAGCUUCAGCAGAAAGUAGAAGUGCAAACUGCUAUAAAUGCUGACGAGAAAUCGACGGAUAUUGAAAGUGUGCAGUGGCUUAACUUCGUUAUCAAGCAUUGGUAUCUGACAGUUGACCAGAAGUUGCAGGAGAAGAUAAAAGAGCUAGCCCAACCUACCCUGGACGCCCUAAUAGUCCCUAAACCAGUCACAAAGGUCAUACUAGAAAGUGUCUCCUUCGGGCAGAGUCCUCCCUACAUAGAGGGGUGUAGAGCUCUCAGACAGAAGUGGCCGGAUAAUCCUAAUCUUGAGACGCUUCAACUGGUGCUUGGACCCAGGAUUGAGUCAAAGGAGUUCAAAGUUAAGAUCCAACUUAAAGGUCUGGGUCGUGUCAGUCUCACAGGGUUCCAGUUCAACGGUAAACUACAGGUGUCUAUUCUAAUAGACAAGGAUCUCCCGUUCCCUUGCAUAAAACAUGUUUACUUCACAUUUAUAGAACGACCAGACAUUAACUUCGAUCUAAGUCUCGGAGUGAUCGACGUGAACCUGCUACCAAAUGUAAAGUCAUGGCUUCAAAACACAAUAGAAGAGUUAUUCUCGGACUCUUUAGUGGACCCGGGAAGAUACCUGAUAGACAUGACCCAGGAGGAGAUGAAGAUGAUGCUAAUCUUCGGAGUCAGGAAAUUGAAGAGAACUGUCCUGCAUCUUCAGAUAGAUAUCAGCAAAGAUAAGGUUGAGCAAGACAACGGCAAGAAGCGCACCAUUGAUUGCCUCCUCAAUGUAGGCGGUAAAGAUUUAAAAGCAGAAGUCGCGUUUUACAGCACUCAGAAAACAUGUCAUGUUUGGUAUCCCAUUGCGGCUAUUCAAGAGGAGAUGUGCAAGAGACGAUGUCCAGGUGCUAGUUGCCUCAAAAAGAUUAAUUUCUCCGUGUCCAUACGGCGUUCAUUUGGGAAAGACGACAAACUUGCCAAAAUGAAAAUCGACGUUAAGGGUCUGAUUCGAGAUAAAACAAGUAUACUUCACAAAUCGUCGAUCCAAGGUGAAAACAUUUUGCUGAACGUGGAAGCUGUAUCCAACGAACUUCCUUACAUCCCUAUACGACAGAAUGGAAUUGAGGUAACAGAUUAUGCCAAGUAUUUCAACAUUCCUGAGCUCACUAGAGAAGACUUGAACAAGUGCACUUCUGGCCUGGUGUACCUUCACAUUCACAGAGCAACUGGGCUUCCCGCUAUGGACGUUCGUGGGAGCAGUGAUGCUUAUUGUAAAGUUAAAGUAAACGGGGAGAAACUAUUCAAAACACACGUCAUAACCAGCAAAAACCCCGUUUUCAACUAUUUUGAAGAUUUCUUCGUCCGUAACAUAAUAGAAUCAGAUAUGUCUUUGGAGGUUAUGGAUCAUGACAAAGGGUCUGUGAAUGAUGAGAUCGGGAAAGUUAAAAUCGACCUAAAAGACGUGGCACCUAAAAUGGUGAACCAAGGUUUCGAUAUCAUAGGUAAAAAUGACAAACAGGUUGGAAUUCUGUACAUUACAGUGAUAUUCAGACCUAUUCAGCUGCCACCUACCUCGGAGGAUAUCAGCAAUACUUUCCACAAUAACCUCGGGGCCGGCACUGUUAAAGCAGAGUGAGGACACAGCUGAUCUUUAGUGAGGGGUCCGUUCGAUUUUGUGUUUGGUUCGGUUGUGCGGCUCCAGAUUCCAUUAGUUAUUCAAUUGAAGUCGCGCAAUUGAACCGAACUUAGAAUCAUUAUAUGAACUCAUCAGUUCAGCAGAAUGAUAAGUUUUGACGUAGCAUCACGUUAAUUGUUUAUUUUGAUUUUAGAUAGGAAAUUGGGAACACUAAACUCUGACAGUUGAUUGUGAAUUUAAAAAUUAUCAAAAUACAGUAUACUAGUCGUAGUUAUAGUAAACUGGGUAAAUAAAUUGAUAUGAAAUAGAUUAUCUUAAAAUAUAUCGUCCUUUAUAAUAUAAUGAAACAUUUUCAUCGGAAAAAUAAUAAGCCAACAAUGAUAAAAGCAUUACAUUAUUGAUAUCAAAAAUUUGAAAGUGAUGAUUUGUCUCACACGGUGUUCAGUGUGCAUGAGUGCUCUAGAGACUAGAUAACAGCAUUUUUCCUCUAGAAUUAGAAUAUUAUAUAAGAACAAUAUGUCCCUCUAUACGACGAGCCCCUCUGCAGUCUUCACCACAAUUUAUGCAGUUUCAAUACAUGGUUUAAAACAGCCAUGUUCAGUCCACCAUUACUGAUUUUUGUCAUCUUAACAUGAAGCACGCAGAGAGUAACUGAUUGUGACUGUAUUCUCCUAAAACAUAUGAACAGAUUCUGUAGUUGAUAUGAAUUGUGGGAAAGAAAAUAUCGUUUCUGUUUCUCGUUCCUCGUCUCACGUGGUAACCUGCAGUAAGAUAAACGAACGCACAAGUUUUGCAAAAUGUACGGAUCAGAAGGAGAGUUACUCUACUCAGAAGUAGAGUUACUCUACCCUUAUCAAUCUCUUCUUAUCUCAUGUAUCUGUUGGCGCUGAUUUUUGCAGUUCUAAACUGAUUUUCUGGAGCUGUUUUGCAGUUUCUAGUUCCUCUUGGGUGUACGUUCUUGUAGUCCUGGUGGUCGAACAGCUUUUGUCUGAGUGUUUAGUGCGUCGUUGUGUUUUUGUUUCUGUUUGUUUGUCGUUAGAUGAAGGCUCCUUCGCUUUUCUUUUCCCUGACGAGGUGCAUUUUUCGCAUUCUUUAGCACCCACCAAAGCUUCUUCGCACACUGGGCAACUGAAACGAAUUUGCAAUCAUUUUGGGAACCAUAAAUACAAGUAGCACUAGCUAAGUAUAAUUAUCUGGGAAAAGGAAAUUGACCUAUCCCAUUCAUUGCAUAAAUACUAAUCCCAAGCGUGCAUGGUGUUAUCUCGAUCCAUAUACUACCGGUAAAAUUUAUUUAAAAAAACACAUUCUC